GUACUUGUCAUUUGUCAAAAAUAAAUGAAGUGAGAAGUCAAAACUGAAAACAAAUUAAAUAUUUCCAAAAAAAAUAUAUAGCUUGCUGAUUCUCAUUAGGAUUAGCUUAUUAUUGUGAUGCCUACAAUUACUAAAAUAUUUUUCAUAAGUUAACCAUGUCGUCCUGCCGCACUCACUAAAACUUUGAAGAAUAACAUCGCCGGUAACCUAAUCAGAAAUGCCAGAAACAUCUUGCUAUAUUCUUGACAAUGGAGCGUACACUGCAAAAGUGGGAUUCUCCACUAUGGAGCCGAAGGUUGUACCCAACUGUAUAAUGAAAGCAAAAUCGGAACGACGCCGUCCGUUCAUUGGAUCACAAAUAGACGAGUGUCGAGAUGCAUCGGGAUUAUUUUACAUCCUGCCUUUCCAAAAAGGUUUCCUCGUCAAUUGGGACACUCAAAAAACAGUAUGGGACUACAUGUUCAGCAAGGAGUGUUGUCCUGUCAACUUUAACGAAAUACCAUUGAUCAUAACUGAACCCUUAUUCAACUUUGCCUCAAUUCAAGAAGCUAUGACCGAAAUUUUCUUUGAAGAAUACGAGUGUCAAUCCCUGUUACGCAUCAAUGCUACGGAUUUAGCUGAAUAUAAUUACAGAAAAACUCAUAAAAAUGUGUGCACCAUUGUUGUUGACUCUGGUUAUAGUUAUACAUACAUUGUGCCUUAUAUAAAAGGUAAAAAGUUUAGAGAUGGAAUCAGAAGAGUGGAUGUUGGAGGCAAAGUGUUGACCAACCAUUUGAAAGAAGUGCUUUCAUACAGACAACUGAAUGUAAUGGAUGAGACCUAUGUGAUAAACCAAGUUAAGGAAGAUUCAUGUUUUGUUUCAAUGGACUUUAUGAAUGAUAUGGAAAUUGCUAGAAAAAAAGGUUCUGAAAAUACAAUAGUGAAAGAUUAUGUUCUACCUGACUAUACAACAAUUAGACGUGGCUACCUUCGAGAUGUGGUCAGACCUGACGAAGACCUUGAACAGCAGACAUUGAGGAUGAACAAUGAACGGUUUGCAAUUCCCGAACUACUUUUCCACCCAUCAGAUGUUGGUAUACAACAGAUGGGGAUCACUGAAACCAUCAUGCAUUCCUUAAAUGCAUGCCCUGAAGAACACAUGGAAAGUUUGCUGGAAAAUAUAGUUUUGUAUGGUGGUAACGCGUUAUUCCCAGGCUUUAGAGACAGAGUUUACAAUGAUGUACGAGCUGCGGCAUUAGAUCACUACGAUGUAAAUGUUACAGUAGCCGAAAACCCAAUUACAUAUGCAUGGGAAGGUGGAAAGAUGAUAUUCAGAGACCCCGACUUUUACUCUUUCUGUAUGACAAAGGAGGAAUAUGAAGAAGAAGGCAAAGCUUUGGCAUUUGAAAGAUUUGAUAUAUAACGGCGAAAACGAGCGAGGCGGUCUCCUGAAUAGACCCUCGCUCGUUAAACUGUGGAGUGAAUUAAGAGAAAUUUUUAAGGGCAUGAACUCAAUACUAAGUUAAGUAUCCUGUAAAUAGUAAUUAUAAAUUAGGUUGUAUUAUUAAGAUUGAGCCAAUCUAAUACAAACUUUGAAUGGUAUAUUCUAUAGAAAGUCCAAGUGGUCUGUUUUAUUUUAAAUCCUUUAUAUUACUUGCAUCUUAUCAUAGGAAAUCUUUAGGAGAGGCCUAUGUUCAGCAGUAGACUUUAUAUGGCUGAUAAUGAUGAUAUUACUUGCAUUAUAAAAAUAAAGUAACCCAAAGCACUAUGUUAGCAAA
Molecule: messenger RNA, 1757 nt
Organism: Manduca sexta (tobacco hornworm)
Lineage: Eukaryota; Metazoa; Arthropoda; Insecta; Lepidoptera; Sphingidae
Gene: Arp6
Product: actin-related protein 6
Exons: 2
Coding region: 218-1402 (394 amino acids)
Cellular component (GO): Swr1 complex
Molecular function (GO): nucleosome binding
Source: RefSeq, a predicted model, not a curated record